AUGAAGAUAACACAUGUGCCACCCCGGAUUCUGGAUGGGUUAGGUCUAGAGAAAUUGAGUUUAACAAAGCUGCCCUACAAGAUCAAGAUCACUAAUCAGUCAUCCAUGGCUAGAAGAAGUGCCAGUAGCCAAUCUAGGGGGACGGGGUGGGGGUUGAGGUUAAUGACGGAGUCAGACUCUCAGGAUAUAAACAACAACAGCACCUUCGUACCUGAUGAGACAUUGAAACUCGAUGACAUUGACAUAAAAACCUUUAUUGAUAAAGGUGUACAAUGUAACCCUGACCCUCUACUGGAGGAGAACCUUGCCAUGACGAAAGAGUUAGAGGAUCUCAAGAGAGAACGUGACCGGCACAAAUGGAGUGCAGAGAAGAUGAUUGCUAAUGAUGAUGGAAAGACCAAGUAUUACACUGGGCUACCUUUCUUUGCAGUGUUCAUCUGGCUUUUCAAUUUCCUGAGACCUAAGGCAGAGAGAAUGAGGUAUUGGGUUGGUUCCAACACAGACCAGGAUUCAGACAGACAGAGGGUAUCAACAGGCUCAUUGGGACUGAUCGACCAGUUAUUUUCU
This is a messenger RNA of Saccostrea cuccullata (small rock oyster), 567 nucleotides long. RefSeq lists its product as uncharacterized. The annotation marks the transcript as partial. NCBI's taxonomy places the organism in Eukaryota, Metazoa, Mollusca, Bivalvia, Ostreida, Ostreidae. The record is from RefSeq and is a predicted model, not a curated record. The transcript has 4 exons.